Molecule: messenger RNA, 1521 nt
Organism: Ilyonectria robusta
Lineage: Eukaryota; Fungi; Ascomycota; Sordariomycetes; Hypocreales; Nectriaceae
Exons: 1
Coding region: 169-1434 (421 amino acids)
Source: RefSeq, a predicted model, not a curated record
GUCAAACUCCUGGACAAAAACACCUCUCAGGACCUUCAUCCAGUCAGAAAAACGAGGGGCGCAUUAAAACACAUUCGCGCAAACCUGCAAGACUCUCAUUGGGAAGCCCUUGAGAGGCUGCUUAGCUGCGAAUACUGGAGUCGGGUUUGGGUCAUCCAAGAACUAUCUAUGGCAAACCGCUUACAAGUUAUCUGGGGAAGUCACAAGUUUGCUUUCUUGGACCUCGCCUACCUCGCCGUGGCUUACAGGCGCAUGCGCAAAGCCGACAUGGUAGGCGACAUUGUUUCCCCCAGAGCCUGUCGACACAUUCAAAAUCUCCUCAAAUUCAAGAACCUCCAAAGCGGAUUGAAAGCCGUACCGUUGAUCAAAGCUCUGAAGAUGACGUCGUUUGCCAGGUCGACAGACGUUCGCGACAAGGUCUACGGGUUGAUGGGACUGACAUACGACGGCUCCAUAAUCUUCCCCACUCCGAGCUACGGAAGCGACAUCCGGCGUGUUAACGAGGAUGCGACCUUGCGCGUUAUCCGACUUGAGCGCUCGCUAGAUACCAUCGUCUUCAGGAGCAAGGGUCCAAGGUCCUGGUUGGUCGACUGGUUUGACUCGGAGACCUGGCUGGAUCCGCGAGUCGUGUCAUACCUCGAUGGCACUAUGGAAUUCCGUUCGAGAAAUGGAACGUUAUGCUCCAAGUGGGAUGCUACGCCAUCGAGUCUCCCAGUAGCUACCGUACAAGGCCAGCACUUGGUAGUUCAAGGAUCGAUUCUGGACACCAUCGGCAACUGUUCUGCGACCUUUGAAGAGAGACGAUCAAAAUCUAAACAGCUACCUGAUUAUGGUGGGCGUCGGAAUAUACGACUUGUUAAGGAAAAGAGCCACAGAAGUAUUGAGUUUGCACUUUUCAACUGUUUCUGCAUUCUCCCCGAUGAUGAGAGAAGAUACUCGAGCAUGCCUCGUUUCCUUAUGGGGAUGCAAUUCGUAUCAGAUACGAUAAUCUCUAAAAGGAAAGUGAGAACUGAUCUGGGGAAGAGGGCCUCUGAUAUCCUUGAAUGGUUAGAUUGUCCAAUGAACUCUUCAUUCAAGAUUAGAGGUCACAGUCUAAGGUCGUGGUUCACUUCUCGACCCGUUUCCAAGUGGAAUUUUCCAGGAUUUAGGAGUGAGGAAAAGACGGCCAUCAGGUUUCGCGCCAUUUUUGCAGCCACAGACGCCUUGCGAAUGGGUAUGAGACUAGGAGAAACUACGAAGGGGAAUGUUGGGUGGUUUUCUAAGCACUCGAGGCCGGGCGAUUCCAUUGCCAUCUUGAGUGGGAGCAGUGUCCCCGUGGUCCUACGCCCUCGAACGGACGGGACAUAUACGGUGGUCGGUGACAGCAUUAUUCCAAGCAUGAUGCUGGGGGAGGCAUCAUACGAGGCUAAAUGGUCCAAUAUCACAUUACACUAAUAAAUGUGGUGCUAGGGCAAGACUGACUGUGAGAUGACUAGAUAUUUAGUGAAAUUAGCAUGGAUUUUGGACGGCGUUUUGCUAUUC